GCGACGGUCCCUCCCAAUCUGCUCUGCCCCGGCUCUCUGCUCUGCUUCUCCCCUCCCUCCUUAUCCUCCGCUCACACACAGCAUGGUUAGCGAGCAGACGCCUGCGGCCAUGGAGCCGGAGCUGGAGAGCGGCGACGCGACCACGCCCGUCGCCGUCGUAGACGUCAAGGCCGAGGACGACGGCGCGCCCGUCGUCGAGGACGUCAAGGAGGGCGGCGACGAAGACGACGAGGAAGAAGAGGAAGACGAUGAUGAAGAAGACGAGGAGGACGACGGCGAGCUAGGUGUGGCCGGGAUCGAGGGGUCGAAGCAGAGCCGGAGCGAGAAGAAGAGCCGCAAGGCCAUGAUGAAGCUCGGGAUGAAGCCCGUCACCGGGGUCACCAGGAUUACCAUCAAAAGAGCCAAGAACAUACUGUUCGUGGUGUCGAAGCCGGACGUGUUCAAGAGCCCGACGUCGGAGACGUACGUGAUCUUCGGGGAGGCCAAGAUCGAGGACCUGAGCUCGCAGCUGCAGGCGCAGGCGGCGCAGCAGUUCAGGAUGCACGACCUCAGCAAGGCCAUGGCCAAGCCGGACGGCGGCGCCGCCGCCUCCGGAUCCGCGGCCGCCGAAGAGGAAGAGGAGGCCGUGGACGAGACGGGCAUCGAGGCCCGCGACAUCGACCUCGUCAUGACGCAGGCCAGCGUCUCCCGCGCCAAGGCCGUCAGGGCGCUCCAGGCCCACGACGGCGACAUCGUCAGCGCCAUCAUGGAGCUCACCGCCUAGGCGCCUAGUAAUUUCGUCUUUCUUUCUGCCGCCAUCAUCGUGUGGUGUGUUUCUGCAAUUCUGCCCCUGGAUUGAUUUGUGUCAAGUUCGUUCUUCAUUUUGCGUUGGUUGCACCAUGUUUUCAGCUUCCAGAAUAGCGUUGCAUUUUCAGUGGUCGGAGCAUGGCUUUGUAAG
This is a messenger RNA of Brachypodium distachyon (stiff brome), 937 nucleotides long. RefSeq names its product nascent polypeptide-associated complex subunit alpha-like protein 2. Gene Ontology annotation, cellular component: cytoplasm; nascent polypeptide-associated complex. The record is from RefSeq and is a predicted model, not a curated record. The coding region runs from base 83 to 763 and encodes 226 amino acids. NCBI's taxonomy places the organism in Eukaryota, Viridiplantae, Streptophyta, Magnoliopsida, Poales, Poaceae. The transcript has 3 exons. Gene Ontology annotation, biological process: protein targeting to membrane.